Molecule: messenger RNA, 1097 nt
Organism: Drosophila arizonae
Lineage: Eukaryota; Metazoa; Arthropoda; Insecta; Diptera; Drosophilidae
Gene: Brms1
Product: breast cancer metastasis-suppressor 1-like protein
Source: RefSeq, a predicted model, not a curated record
CGCUAGCUACAAAAAUUUCUAUAAAAUUCGUUGAAUAAAAGAAUUUCUUGAAAAAUAUACAAUUUAGUUGAGUUGCUUCAGUGAGUGCAGUGCUUGUUUAUUAUACACACACACAUACCUACACACAAGAAACACAAAACACACGUAUAGCGCGCUCGGAUAGCAGUUAUCUCUGCCCCUCCCCCCAAAUGCCUGUAAAAAAUGGCGAAUCCGAUGCGGAGGGCGACGUCUCUGGCGCAGAGUCGGAGCGCUCGAACUCCAGCCAGGCGCACGACACCUCCGACGAGGAGGAGGAGGAGGCCAAUGAGUGCGAUUCCGAUGAUUCCUCCGAAAUGGAUGCCACCGAAAUCGAACUGCGACGCGCAGAACACAUCGAAGAUUUGGCCAGCUUAGACCGACAGUUUAGUCAGCUGCGCGAACAGUAUUACUGCGAACGCAUCAAUCACAUCGAGCGGCAGCUGGCGGAUGUGCGCUCCGGUCGAUCCGAGGAAUUUGUCCAGCCCCAGAAGGAACUGGACAAAGUCUAUCAAACACGCAUCGAAGUGGCCGACGUGCUGCGCAAGUUUCGCCUGCAGAAUAUCGAACACAAAUAUCUGUCCGAGGAGCAGGCAGCCACCCAACACUACGAGAGCGAGAAACAAAUGGCCAUAGAUAGUCUGCGCGAGGAUCUAAUGGAGCGCAUACGCCGCCUCGAAGAGGAUCGCCACAAUGUGGACAUCUCCUGGGACGAUUGGGGCAACGAUAAGCGCCAGAGCAAGGUGCGCGGACCUGGACGCAAGAAGGCCGUCACGGUCACCGGACCGUAUGUGGUCUACAUGCUGCGCGAGGAGGACAUUAUGGAGGACUGGACGAUAAUACGUAAAGCACUGAAGCGCUCAUCCACAGCCGCUGGCAAUGUGACGGCGGCGUCGACGCCCAAUCUGGUCGGCAUGCCGCUGACGCCGACGGCGAUGGCCGGUGCGAAUGGAUAACGGUGGCGUUCGGCUGCCUACGGCCAGGCGCGCAGCAAGAAGCUCACCUGACGGCAGCGAAAGGUAGCAUCGGCUACUAACCGGAAUGUCCACUAGUUACAUCUGUUACACGAUGGUUAUGUUUGU